ACGAGGCCGGUGUAACUUCCACUCGGAGCUAAAAGGAGGAAAUCACAGCUGAACAAUAACAGCUUGGAAUUCCGAUAAUGUAGGGCUUGAUAAGCUUCCUUUCCGGUAUGAAAUUGUGUAUUUUUUCAAAAAGUAUAGUGGACAUAUAUUUUGAGUUUAAUGAACAGACAUUUGCAUUAAAUGUUUAGAAAAUGGUAAGCCCUCGGAGGGAGGAAGAUCAUGGACCGUCAACCAUCACCGGCCUAAGUUACAAAAGGAUCGAAGAUUACACCAAAGAUCUAGAUCGAAGUAAGAAUAUAAAUGAACUGAAUGGUGAAAUUCAAACUGAUCGAUAUGGUUUUAUCGUUCACGAGGCAAAUGAAAAUGUCCAGUCCAAAGAGAUCCAUUUACCUAUAGAAAUUGUACAAAAAAGAGAGAUGAAAUGGCUGUCCAUGAUGAAAAGCUGGGAAACAUACAUGAAGUCCAAAUCAAAGAGAGAAAAAAUCAAGGAAAGGUGCAGAAAAGGCAUACCCUCAGCUAUAAGAGGAAGGGCUUGGCAGUUGUUAACAGGAGCAAUAAAACGGAAAGAAAAGGAGUCAGAUGUUUAUGGGAAAUUAGCAGAAAAGGAGAGCCCGGAAUGGGAGCAUACUAUUUGGAAAGAUGUACCAAGAACUUUUCCAUAUCAUGAGCUGUACAUUGAAGACAAGGGACCUGGGCAAACCAGUUUGUUCAGAGUUCUCAAAGCCUAUAGUCUGUAUAAUCCAGAUGUUGGAUACAGUCAGGCUUUGUCUCCAAUUGUCGCUGUUUUACUCAUGCAUAUGACAGAAGAGGAAUCAUUUUGGGCUUUGGUUUCCAUUUGUGAUAAUUACCUUCAAGGAUACUUUGGCAAAAAGCUGGAAUCAGUGCAGCUGGACUGUCUGAUAUUUUCUUCUUUACUCGAACGAACGUAUCCAUAUAUUUCAAAUCAUUUUAGAAAGCAUGGUAUUGACCCAGCUAUGUACAUAGUUGAGUGGAUGAUGUGUGUCUUUUCAAGAACACUGCCUUUUGCAACCGCUUUAAGAGUUUGGGAUAUAUUCUUCUGUGAAGGGGUGAAGAUGCUGUUCCGAACAGCUCUUUCAGUCUUAAAAGUUGCAUUUCCUACGGAAAAAAGCUUGUUGUUACAUGAUGAUGACUAUGACACGAUACAAAGAGUGAACAACAUCGCCAGGGAAGACUUGCAUGAAACAGUACUUAUACCGUUGGCUCUGAGCUUGAAACUUACUAAAAACGAUUUGAAAAAACUUCAUGCUGAUGCCCUUUCCAAACGCCCGGACCUAGCAAUCACGAAUUCAUGAAGGUUUGUUGUUGCUGAAAUUUGAAUUAAAUUGUAUAGCGACUUGAACGAUACUCUUUCCGUUGUUUCUUUGUAAAAUAGCAAAGGCAUUGCGAUACUCUUAUCAAGGUAUAUAGAUCAUUCUGCAAAUAUGGGAUGUUAAAAUUUGUAACAAUGUUUAAAGGUUUACCCCUUCAAUUUAUAUGGGUUUUCGGACCCUUUUUUAAGAUAUCUUCCACAUGCUACAAAAGAGUUUCCUAGAGUUACCCGAAUAUCAUCCCGAUCUCGUGACAGGGAGGUUCCUCUAAAAUUGAACUUCGAAGUCAGAGGAGAGACAAAGGCUCUUUGGGAUAUUAUGGCGAAUUCAUUUUUCCCUUUUUUGUACCAAUAACCAUGAUGAUAUUCCAAAGGCGAAAAACAUGUGCACGGAAUAUAAUAUCAGGUUGGUGCAAUUAUAGCUGCUAUUUUGACGAAUUAUAGGGAUAUAUACCCAAUUGAGCAAGUUUGAGAACAGGAAGUCUAUCAUGAACACGAGGGAAAAUGUCUCUCUCUUUUGAGCAAACAUGAACUGCGAUUAGUUCAAAGCGUUAUUUCUCUCUCAUGUUCCAAACUGUGUAUCAAAGUUCCAAAUUUUUAUUAAAAUGACGAAAAGUGCGCUGUAAUGCGGCGUUGCUCAAUCUACUUGAUAGUUGUUGUUAUGAAAGUAGUAAAAGAAAUAAAAACAGUGAUAUUAAAUAUAAUUUGAAUUUACAGUCAAACUGUGUUUGUGUUUUAAUGCCGACAUAAUUAGAAGUUAAUUGUUUAUGUUAUGUAGUGUUUUCGGUCGUUUAAUUUUCAAAUCAAAUCUAGACUCUAUUGUAAAAUAUAUGCCCCUGACAUAUUCCAUGACGUCAUGUGUAUCAUAUAGUAUAGUAAUUGUGACAGUAAUCACUUGAAUUGUAAUUAUGCAAGUAAUUACACACUGCACCCUGAAUAAGACCGUCUUACAUAUCCGAUCAAAAUUAUCGGCUAGCGAGUGAGAUGUAGACGUCGUUAUUGGACUUUAGGCUCUCGACUUCUUAGGUACGGCUUUAGAUGCCUUCUCUUUUCUACUCAGCUCACCUCUUUCCCCAAUUUGCUCCACGUUCUUCAUCUCUUACUAUUUGUAACGUCAUUUCCCAAUUGAUUCAAUCUUCAUUUUAUUUCCCCUCGUUCCAACACUCUAAUCCAUCUGUCUUCACCUCUAUUCCCCUAUUCAACCUUCUUUUCCAAGUUUUUUUUACUGACUCCCCCUUAUCUCCCUCCACUUUUUCCUUCCCUUUCUUGUAUUUAUCCUUCCUCGCGUAUCACGUAUUUCUUCAUGUCGAUUCCUUCCAGAAGUUUGCCCUACUCGCCAUUUCUUUCUAUUAUUCUACUAAAGGAAGUUUUUUGCAAAGAAUUCUUGGCAGUAUUGAAUAUAAAAAUGGCAUUGAAAAAAGCAGACAUGAUAUACAAUGAAGUACCUCCAUAUUUUCAUUUCUGACACUUUCAAGUCUAGAAUGGAUUUUAUACCUACCUUCCUCCUAUUCCCGUAUUAGCUUGAAUGCCAGCACCUGGCAAAGCAAUUGAUAACAACAUGUCGGUUUAAUCAAUUGACAAACCAUGUCUUCUAGGUUUGUCAAUUGAUUAAAAAUUUUUGUUGCCAUUGCUUCGACUAUAUUAUCAAUGGAAAUUUUUUGGUGCCAUGCUGUCACUCGUUAUCAUCGUAUUCCUUUCAGCUAAUAUGUUUUACCAAUGGAAGUAUUUUUGUAUUGGGUGUGACAGCAACCUUAAUCUUACUCGGACUCCAUCAAUGAUUGAGAUCAGUUUGAAAAUAAUUAGUCAGUUUUUGAUAAAUUGAGAUUAAGAUCAAAAGCUGGUACUCUUAAAUUACUAAUUAUUAAAUUUUUAGCGAGAUAAAGCAUGUCAUUUACGAUAUUUUUGUUAUAACAUCGCAAAUAAUGGUUUAUAUUUACAUAUUAUGGUGUUUAUUAUGAAUAGAAUUAACUCACA
This is a messenger RNA of Rhopilema esculentum, 3301 nucleotides long. RefSeq names its product TBC1 domain family member 10A. Lineage: Eukaryota; Metazoa; Cnidaria; Scyphozoa; Rhizostomeae; Rhizostomatidae. Gene Ontology annotation, biological process: regulation of GTPase activity. The record is from RefSeq and is a predicted model, not a curated record. Gene Ontology annotation, molecular function: GTPase activator activity; small GTPase binding.